UAUGUAUAGGAAGUGUUAUUUUUCUUGCUGCUGGCAUUAUAAAAGCUGCCAGAGGUACCUCUGUCAGACAAGUCUACUUAAAUCCAGCUGUUCAAAGGUCAAAGACGAGAGACAGCGAUAUCAACAGGGAAAGUUGACAUAGAGCCAUAAGAGAGUGUCAUAUGUCCCUGCCUCAGUCUAAACACAAGAAGAUGGACCAUGAAGUGGCUUUCCUUCCCAGUGGCCCGCUGGAUAUCUACAGGAAAAAAGCCUCUUUCAGCUGGAAGGACAUGCUCCGCUUCAUAGAGGGAGAGAAAGUGAUGGCAUUCAAGCAACAUGUGUUCAAGACACUGGAGAAUGAUCCUCUGUUCGCCCGUCAGCCCGGUGAAGACGUCCCUAUCGAGAAAAUGAGAGCGCUGACCUUCCUCAGGGUGAAGCAGCUCUUCCGUUACGACUUCAUGACAAAAGAAGAGUCGCUGACCCACCCCUGGAAGACUGUGGCCUUCAAUGACUGUCUUGGCAUGUAUGACUGGACCGUGGCGUCCAAGUUCUUUCUUCACAAAGCGAUGUUUGGAGGCACUGUUGCCAACUUAGGAUCAGGAAGACACAGCAAAUAUGUUGAAAACACUGAAGACAUGACGAUGUUUGGAUGCUUUGCACUGACUGAGCUGAGCCACGGUAGCAACACCAGAGCCAUAAGGACCACAGCAACAUAUGACCCCUCCACCCAGGAGUUUGUGAUCAACUCUCCGGACUUUGAGGCUGCCAAGUUCUGGGUGGGGAACCUGGGUAAGACUGCAACCCACGCUGUGGUGUUCGCUCAGCUCUACACACCUGACCAGGUGUGCCACGGCCUGCACUCCUUUGUUGUCCCGAUGAGAGAUCCCAAGACCCUGCUGGCUCUGCCCGGCGUGCUGGUUGGAGACAUGGGCAAGAAGCUGGGCCAGAAUGGACUGGAUAACGGGUUUGCUUUCUUUGAUAAUGUGAGGAUCCCUCGGGAGAAUCUACUGAAUAAGACUGGAGAUGUUACUCCUGAUGGCCGCUACGUUACCCCAUUCGAGGACCCCAACAAGCGUUUGGGGGUGUCUCUGGGUGCCCUGUCACGUGGCAGGGUGUCCAUCACCAGAGUGGCUCUGAUCAACCUGAAGCUGGCUCUGACUGUGGCCAUCCGCUUCUCAGCCACCAGGAGACAGUUUGGACCCAAAGACCUAGAAGAGAUUCCUGUUUUGGAGUACCAGUUACAGCAAUGGCGUCUGAUCCCGUACCUGGCAGCAGCGUAUGCUCUUGAACACUUCUCUAAAUCCAUCUUCAUGAACUUUGUUGAGUUCCAGAUUGAACAGGCAGUGAGGGACAAGAGUGACAGACAAGAAGAGAUGGGCAGGGAGAUCCAUGCCAUAGGCUGCUCCAGUAAACCACUGGGCUCGUGGACCGCUCAGAGGGGCAUCCAGGAGUGCAGGGAGGCCUGCGGUGGACAUGGAUACUUGGCCAUGAACCGGCUGGGUGAGCUGCGUGAUGACAAUGAUCCAAACUGCACAUAUGAAGGAGACAACAAUGUAUUGCUGCAACAGACCAGCAACUACCUGCUCAGCUGGCUCCACGCCAAACGCUGCGAUGGUGUGCGGAUUGAGUCUCCCUUUCACACUGUGGAUUUCCUGGAGGAUUUCCACAAGAUCCUGGAAAGCAAGUUUACAGCAACAACAAUGGACGAGUUCAUGGAUUCUGCAGUGGCACUGGCGGCCUAUAAGUGGCUGGUGUGUUUCCUGCUGGAGGAGAGUCAGAAGAGGCUGGAACAGCAGAGGGCCUCGGGAAAGGAUGAGUUUGAGGCCCAUAACAACAGCCAGGUUUACUACUGCCGUUCCCUGGCCAUCGCCUACAUUGAAUACAACUGCCUCCAAAGGUUUCAUGAGCUGACUACUGAUCAGGACACACCAGCUGGUCUCAGACCUGUACUAACCAAGCUGUGUACCCUUUAUGGGCUGUGGAGCCUCAGCAGCCACAUGGCCACACUGUACCAGGGUGAUUACCUGCGUGGGGGGAAGCCUGCAGAGUUGGUCCAGAUGGCCAUUCUCACUCUCUGCUCUCAGCUGAAGGAUGAUGCAGUAGCAUUGGUGGAUGUUUUUGCACCUCCUGAUUUCAUUCUCAACUCACCUAUUGGCAAUGCUGACGGACAGCUUUACAAGAAUCUGUGGUCAGCAGUGAUGCAGGGCAGCCAGGUGCUGGAACGGCCAUCCUGGUGGAAAGAGUUCUGCUCAGACAAGCCUGUGGUUGGAUCCCUGCGUCCAAAACUCUAGUACCCAGACACACUCAACUACAGCCCUGGACAUGCAUCUGGAGUGUCCAAAUUCAACAUGUACAAUUUGUGUGCCCUCAAAAAGUUCCAACUAUGUAAUUUAAAAUGUAAUGUCCAUAUGUACACUACUUUUUGCCACAAAAAACCCCCAUAGUGCAACACCGCACCUGCCAGUUAAGGCACAAAAUGAUGAUUAUUCUUAGGGUCCAAAGUCUUACAUACAGAGUACCCUAUCAAGUGUUUUUAUAUAGUUAAUACGUGAUUUUGGACACAAUCCUGGACAUAAUCUAAAUCAGAGUCCUUAGAAUUCUCCAAAACCUGUACACUUCAGUAGUCUAGUUGAACUCAAGAACCAUUGAACCCUGGUCCAAGACAAAACAAAUAAAAAGACAAUGAUGGACACACUUAUCACUCCCUCAUGAACAAUGAA
Messenger RNA from Siniperca chuatsi (mandarin fish), 2699 nucleotides. RefSeq names its product peroxisomal acyl-coenzyme A oxidase 3-like. The record is from RefSeq and is a predicted model, not a curated record. Gene Ontology annotation, biological process: fatty acid beta-oxidation using acyl-CoA oxidase; lipid homeostasis. NCBI's taxonomy places the organism in Eukaryota, Metazoa, Chordata, Actinopteri, Centrarchiformes, Sinipercidae. Gene Ontology annotation, cellular component: peroxisome. Gene Ontology annotation, molecular function: fatty acid binding; pristanoyl-CoA oxidase activity; FAD binding. The coding region runs from base 162 to 2270 and encodes 702 amino acids. The transcript is spliced from 19 exons.